AUGUCAGUGAAGUUGAAGAAAUUGUUGCAUUGGUUCCGUGAACGUAUUAAUUACUACAAUGCCUUUAUACCUGAUGAAAAUGAAUACGAUGAUACACUUAAUGAGAGUGAAAAUCAACUAACAAUCGUAAAACAUCAAUUAUAUGCUACUCGGUUAUAUAUUCCACUGCUCAUUAUCACUGUUUACAUUAUCACUUUUGUCACAAUCAUUACACCACAAACUGAAUUAAUUACUGUUUCAAACAUCGAUGAAUCACUUUUCAAUAAGCUUUAUCACAAACAUGCUAAUUCACUCUCGUGCUUAUGUUCGACAACCGCUGUACCAUAUGCAAAUUUUACUACACAUACAAUUUCAUUUCAUCCGAUAUGUUCAAGUGUUUAUGUUCGGGAAGAAUGGAUCAAAGCACUUUAUCUAUCGCAUUCAAGUACAUUCUUAGUUAUGGAUUUUCGAACAUCUGCUAGUUCUCAAUUUGAACUUCUUGCUGCUUUAUGUCAAAUCUCUCAGAAUACAGUUGCACAAUCUAUGAGUGAAUUCGAUAAUAAACAAUUUAUUACCGUUGAACUUCUUACAGAAGAUAAAGUUCAUUCUCAAGUCAUGGCAUAUGUGAAUUUUAUGCGGACUAACAUACCUACAGAAGUGACGACACCAUUAGAGUAUCUUCAAAUAAUAACACAAUCAAACAGAAUGAUUACUGCACUUAAUACUAAUAUACAUGUUCAAAUAGAUUAUGAUGACUCUGAUGAAUCGGUUUAUUCUCUCGAACCACAGACAACUUAUUAUUUUGACGAUAAUGUAAUUACUAUAGCAAGUUUAUUUAAUUCAGGUUGCUCUAUAAAAAAUUCCAUAGCUCCAGCUGAUUUUUAUCCAAUAAUGUCGGAUUAUCAACGUGUAAGGAACCAUAUUAUAUGGCCUAAAAACCCUCCAUACUGGGAACCGGUUGCUACUUCAAUAGUCGAUGGUUUUUUUGGAGGAUGUAAUCCACUUGAUGCAUUACUUGCAAGUACAUUUAAUUGUCUUUAUAAUGUCAGUUGUUUGAAGAAUUUUAUUGAUUAUUUUCCAGGUCUCAAUCAAACAAACUUCAAUUGGUCUGAUGGUUUGCCAGCAUCAAGUCGACGAGAUAUUUCUCUAAAAAGCCUUUUGAAUGAUUUACUUAUAGAAGAAUGGUCACCGGUAAUUAGCUAUUCCAAAUAUUUUAUUUCAUGCGGUACAACUGUUUGUACAUAUAAUCGAAUCAAUAAAAUGAAUAUUUCUUAUACGAUUACCUUUUUACUUGGCUUUCUUGGUAGUGUUACCAUUCUACUUCGUUUACUAUCACCACUUCUCAUCAAAAUGUUCUCCAAACUUCGAUACUGUUCAUUUCAUCACUCGAUUCAUUUUGUAAGAAAUAUACCCAAAUUAUUUAUGAUUUUGAAACAGUUAAAUAUGUUCAAAUCAAUAAAUAAUCAAACACCAUUCGAUAUUCAUAAACAACGUAUCACGACACGAAUAUAUUUGAUCUUACUUACAAAGUUCCGACAAGAAAUAAUUAUAGUUUACGGUGCAAUAUUUAUCUUACUAUCAUUUACACUAUCACGAGUUCAAAUUGAAACGAAAGUUCUAACAAAUCCUUCAAUAGAAAAAUUCGAAUAUUUACAAAGUUUACAUUCGGAUUCAUUAAAAUGUCCAUGUACAAGUAUAGUAAUACCUUAUAAAAAGCUCAUGAUAUCAUCACCAACUCUUCAUCAAGUGUGUUCAAGUGACUUUAUGAGUCAACAUUGGAUCAGAUUAAUGGGAUUUUCUGAUGAUAUAUCUGGGAUUCGUCUGGCAUGGCGUGGUUUUAGUGUUCGACAUUUUCGUCUGCUAUUUACCCUCUGUCAACUAGCUAAUUCCAGCGUUAAUGAUGCGCUUCAACGUUUUGCCACUCAAUCAUUUAUCACAUUAAAUGCAAUCUCAAAAGAUGAUUUCAAUAUCCAAACAAACAUUACUUUCUAUCAAUUUAUUCAAUUAUUCAUUAUAAAUUUUGAUUUGCUUGUUAAUUUGGGACAACUAUUUACUCAAAUAGAUCAACCGUAUACAAUAGGUGAUAAUGCAAAAUUUAUUGAUCGCCCCUUACGAAAUAAGACAAAUGAUGAACACAUUCUACCGUUACCAUUACAUUUAACUGGAGUGAAAACUAUUAAAACAUCAUCGGUUGAUUGUAUUUGUGCUACUGAUCCUGACUGUCAAACUCCAGUUGCUGAUCCUGUAGACAGAUAUAAUUCUGUUCCUACAGAUAAUUAUUAUGACGUACCAGGAGCAGUGAUGGGCUGUUUUGUUCUUGAUUCUUUACUACGAUCAACUCUUGAAUGUUAUUAUUCAGAGUCGUGUUUGGCCGUUCACUAUAAAUAUAUAAAUUAUUCAUUUUUACUUUAUGAUACAGGUUUCUCAUAUUUUAAGGCACGCUUACUUGUUCAUGAUCCUAUAGGAAGUCGUUUUCUUCCAAAUACAACACUCGACAAAAUAGUAAAAGAAUUAAUGGUUGAACAAUGGCACACAUCAUUUUUAUUUGAUCACUAUUAUAAUUCUUGUGCACCUAUCAAGUGUAUGUAUCCUGAAGAAAUUUCCGCUAAUACUUAUGUUGAAACAAUGGUAAUAAUGAUAUCAUCAAUUGGUGGUCUUAUUGCAGCGUUUCGACUUAUUAGUACACUAUUAGUCACAAUUUAUUUUCGUCUAUUCAAGAACGGAAAUGAUCAAUCACAAAAAAAUCACAAUCAUGUUCAUCUAUCAUCGUUUGAACGAAUAAGAAUGAAAUCAAGAAUGGUAUUCAAGAAAUUGCAUAUUUUGUUAAUUAAUCUCAAUAUUUUUCCUCUACGCACAUUUGGAAGACAUUUUGAUCAAAGAAAAGCAAUGUAUUUUGGUAAAUUAACAACUCGUCUUUAUAUUGUUCUGAUGUUAAUAAGUAUCACUAUCUUGACAUUUUACAAUGGUAUCAAACCACGUACUUUAAUAAAUAUCUUUGAGAAUCCAACUCAUAACAUUUAUGAAAGACUUUUAAUUACUCAUGGUGAUACGCUUCAAUGUCCUUGUUCAGUCAUUUCAUUAACAUACAGACAAUUUGUCAAUAUUCAGCCUGUUUUUCAUCCGGUAUGCACAAGCCCAUUUAUAUCAGAUGAAUGGCGCAGAAAUAUUACAACUAACCUUGUUCCUGAUCUUUCUGUUUAUUCGAAUCGAGAUUAUCGUCGUUUUCUAUCAUCACAUUUACAAUUCCUUUCACAAUUAUGUUAUCGAUCUAUGAAAUCAGUAAACAAUUCUAUCGAUCAUUUUCUUUCUUCAUAUUUUGUAAGUAAACUACUUCUACCAAACAACAAACUACAAGCAGAGAUUAAUUUAUUCAUUAAUCAAAAUAAAUUAAAUACUCCAGUUUCUUUCAUGCGAUAUUUUUCAUUAAUUCGAUCAGUGAAUCAUGGUAAUGCUAUUGUUUCAGCUUAUGAAAGUAAUUAUAUAUUUGUUAAUCCUUGGAUUAAUGAAAGCAAAUCGGUUGCCAUCACUAAAGCAAUCAGCUAUGAUGGUAAUUGUUCGUGUGCAUUAAAUUUAAAUUGCACUAUACAAGCUGAAUUUGUACAAAACAAUUCAGAUGAAAAUAUAAAAAUUAAAGGUUUAAAAAUGGGAUGUACACCAACUGAAGCAUAUCUUGCUUCAACAUUAGAAUGUUUUUAUGAUUCGGAUUGUAUUCAUUUGAUGUUAGAAAAUAUAAACAAUACUAAUAGUUUUAUUGAUGUGAAUACUCAUUCUUCUCUUCGUAUGAAUAAUAGUCGAUUUUUAAUGAAUACAACUAUAUUGAAUCUUAUUAAUGAUCUUUUUAUUGAGAAUUGGUUAACAACCAUUGAUUAUUCAACUUAUUUUAAUCAAUGUUUACCAACAUCAUGUUCAUAUACAUAUACGCAAAAAUUAAAUUCAUUCUAUACAUUAACUAUUAUUCUGGGUCUCUUUGGCGGUCUCUCAUUUGUCUUAAAAUGGAUAUGUCCUAAGAUAAUCCUUCUUGUACUGAAACUUGAUCAAUAUAAUAAAAAACGAAAUAAUAUUAUAUCAAUAGCAACAGUAACUACUGAAAACUCUAUGGCAAUAUCAAAUGCGAGUGGCUCUCAAAUGAUACCUACAAAUUCUUCAUCUUUAAGACCAUCUACAACAUCGAUACAUUACUAUUUUCUUUUUGGAAUAAUAUUAUUUAUCUUUCUAAUAGCAAUUGCGAUUGUAUUAACAAUUCUUAUGAAUCGACAGAUCAACUCGUUCCAUACAAUAACUUCAAUGUUAACAACAAGUACACCGAGAAUGACAACAAACGAUCCAAAUAUUUCAACAGCAACAACAGUUUCUGCUUCAUUAGCUCUAUUAUGUCCAUUGACAUUUCAACAACUAGCUCUAUUUACAAUUGGUUCCAUCGAACGAUUAUCUUCAAUAGGUACUGGCGAUUUCAAUAAUGAUACUUAUUUAGAUCUCGCUGUGGUUGGAGCUCGUGGUUCUACGACGUAUACGAUUGAAGAACGCGUUGAUACAAUUCCAUUAAUCGUUGCUGAUCUUAAUAAUGAUGAUCGGGUAGAUAUUGGUGUUUUUCUUGCGAGAUCCAUUAGACAAAUAGGAACAUAUAUUAGUAAUGGUGAUGGAACAUUUCAGAGUUUAGCGACAUUUCCGAUUAGUCCUUCGAAUAAACCACAUUUCGGUUUUACUGUCGGAUACUUUAAUAAUGACGAUUACUUAGACGUUGUUGUAUUUGAUCGUGGUUUAAGCAUAAUAUAUGGCAGUAGUAAUGGUAUUGUUAAUGCAGUAGAAUUAAUAAUCACAAACAGUAUCUCAAUACCGUCAUUUAUUGGUUCUGGUGAUUUCAACAAUGAUCAUCAGAUGGAUUUAGGUAUACUUGAUGAUCUUCACGACGAGUUACAAAUUGUUCUCAAUAAUGGUGAUGGAGAUUUUCAACAAUCAAUAUUGUUGUCUUUUGAUCCCUUUAGUUCACCAAAUUCGUUUGCUGUAGGUAAUUUUAACAAUGAUCAUCAUCUGGAUCUGGUUGUUGCCAACCAUCGCAAACAUAACAUAGUGAUAUUGUUGGGAAACAAUAAUGGUACAUUUGAAAAACAAAUUGUUUUGUCAACUGGCUCAUAUAGUGGUCCGUAUUUGGUACUUGUCGAUGAUUUCAAUAAUGAUAAUCGUUCGGACAUUGCUGUAACUCUUUCAAACUUGCAUGCUAUAGGCUUUUGGGUUGGCUUGGGCGAUGGAACGUUUCUACCACAAAUAACCUUUUCAACUGGUACAAGAAGCAUUCCAAAUGUAUUUGUUAAAGGUGACCUAAAUAAUGAUGGUAAAUUAGACGUUGUUAUCUUAGACACUGAAAGCACCAAUCUAGUGAUUUUAAUGAAUACAUGUAGCUGUUAA
This is a messenger RNA of Adineta ricciae, 5382 nucleotides long. Lineage: Eukaryota; Metazoa; Rotifera; Eurotatoria; Adinetida; Adinetidae. The record is from the annotation of a GenBank genome assembly.